Messenger RNA from Musa acuminata subsp. malaccensis (wild Malaysian banana), 1401 nucleotides. RefSeq names its product DNA-directed RNA polymerase V subunit 5A. Gene Ontology annotation, biological process: DNA-templated transcription. Lineage: Eukaryota; Viridiplantae; Streptophyta; Magnoliopsida; Zingiberales; Musaceae. The record is from RefSeq and is a predicted model, not a curated record. Gene Ontology annotation, molecular function: DNA binding.
CCGGUGAGAACUUAUCUCGAAGAUCAUUUACUUGCAUCCAACGGCCAAUAGAUGAAGGACAAAGUAACAGUCGAAGGUGGGAUACGAAGGGUUAGGUCUGUUCUGCAGUACCUUCGCGCAAGAGAUGGGGGGCUGAUGAGCAUUUAGCUCUGUCCAACACAGAUCCUCCCGGAGAUGGAGCCGCAGCAUUCUGCGUCGAUGCCACCAUCGCAGCCACAACCUUGCUGCCGGUGAUCUCAGAACAAGCCGCCUUCCCAGCGUCAGUAGGAUCGGAGGAGGAACUCGGACGUGGAUCCGGAGGUCGGAAACGGACGACCUUAGGGGGAUUAGGAAGGGAAGGGGAACACACAGGCGGAGAUGACAUUCUGAGCUUUCCCUUGCUCGCUUGCCCCUUUUUGCGCUUGUCUGUGGCCUCUGUUAAUCCCACUAUCAUCCACCCCGAGGGCGAGGGCAGGACAGACGAAAGAAGGAAAGAAAAGACGAAGAUGGAAGAGAUGGAAACGGAUGUGAUGCCAGAGUGCCUGAUCUCGUUCGUUGACUCUGGAACUGUUGAGAGUCACCGAUACUUUCUGGCUCGGCGUACCCUGCUGGAGAUGCUCCGGGACCGUGGCUUCCCGAUUCCAGACGACGACCUCGCCAUCAGCCUCCCUGCCUUCCGCGCCCGGUUUGGUGACAAUCCCAAGCUCGAAGACCUUAGGAUCUCUACCACCAUACCCUCCAAUCCCCGCAAAAAGCUUCUUGUCAUCUUCUGUGGAAUUGAACCUUUCAAGUUGUCAACUGUGCGUGAAAUAUACAGCUGGGUUAGCAAAGAACACUUGACUGGGUUAAUAUUAGUGUUACAAAGUAAAAUGACAUCCAAAGCUCGAGAACUUACUGAAGAGAUUUUCAAAUUCAGACUGGAGAUAUUUCAAAUAACAGAAUUGCUGGUCAAUAUCACAAAGCACGUUUUGAAACCAAGGCAUGUCUUACUUGCUGCAGAAGAGAAAGAAAAGCUCAUAGCAAAGUAUAAUGUGGAGGACAUCCAGUUGCCUCGCAUGCUCAAGAGUGAUGCAGUUGCUCGAUACUAUGGGUUUGAGAAGGGACAGGUUGUGAAGGUCACGUACAAUGGAGAGCUCACUGGGCAUCAUGAAACAUACCGUUGUAUAGUGUAGUAUGCUGUAACUGGGUGGUAUUUUGAUGUUGUUCCAACUGUGGUGGUCGUGGUCUCUGUUGAGAUAUCCUAGGACUCUCAUUGGACGACAAGUUUGAGUGUAAUGGAAAUUUCUUCUCAUUUUUUUAAAAAACACUGGUGGUGUAGUUUAUUGGCACCUCGAGCAUGUAAAGGUUAGAUAUUUGCAGUGUUGAAUUGCUACAAUGUCUGCAAACUAAUGAAGGUCCUUGCCAUACUUCAAGGUUCCUCUU